Molecule: messenger RNA, 4609 nt
Organism: Poecilia reticulata (guppy)
Lineage: Eukaryota; Metazoa; Chordata; Actinopteri; Cyprinodontiformes; Poeciliidae
Source: RefSeq, a predicted model, not a curated record
GUUACCUCAGCGCUUUCCGAGGUAUGAGAUUGGGUCAUUUACCACCCUGCUCCCUUAUCUAUUAAAGAAGGAAGUCACGAAUUUUACGAAAGCGGUGGAAAACGGACAGAAACAACGGGCAAACCUGGAGAACUGGCCCAGRAGAAAACGUCGGAUAGCUCCUUUUUCUCCUUCUGCCGGCGGAUCAGUCGGAAUCUGAGGGGCGUGCACGCGCGCAUGCGUGUGUGUUUACAAGUGUUUGAACGAGUGCCAGAAACGAGGGAAGGAGGAUAAAACCCCAAGGAAGGAGGGAUGGUGGACAACUCCAGCAGUAGCAAGGCGCAAAUGCCAAGCAUGUCUCAGGAGCCCAGUGUGGCUUUUCCACAGAGCACCUCUACAGGGGGAAUGAAGCUGGAGGCAGUGAUGGAGCAGCUCCAGCGCCAGCAGCAGGCCCGUCUGGAAAUGGAGAGGAAGGAACGGAAGCUGCGAGAGGCCCACAUCAUGUACGCUCAGCAGGUUGCAGCUCAGCAGGCCAUACUGGCUGCAGCCCGGGCUUCCGGGGCAAGCUUCAUGGGCAAAGGCAUGACCGGAGGCGUUCCUGCAGCCGGCUUGCCUCCUCGGGUGUCCAAUCAGAGCAGCGUGGACUCGGAAAGAGAGGAGGAUGAGGACAGAGGCCGGGAUUCGGGGGAUGAGGAUGAUGACAACGAGAUGAUGGAGGGGGACGAGGGAAGCGACGAGGAUGAGGGAAACGCCAGCGGCCUGGAGUUUCUCCGCAAGCAGACCCUGGCUCUGCAGCAGAACGCCUCCCGUAUCCCAGCCCGUCCGUUCGCAGGCUACUCCAUGUCGGCCCCGCAGAGAGCUGCCUCCCCACCUGUUAGAGUGAAGCAGGAACCUGAUGAGGGCAUGUCCCCUGCAGGGCCAAACUCGUCUGCCUCUCCUAAUGGACAGGCCGACUGGGGAUUUGAUGACCACUUCAGACAGAAUGGCAGUGCUGGAUGGACAGAUGAAGCUGACAGUAACAGAGGAAGAGGAGAAGCCUCCAGAGACUUCGCUAAGCUGUAUGAGCUGGACAAUGAUCCGAAAAGGAAGGAAUUUCUGGAUGAUCUCUUUACCUUCAUGCAGAAAAGAGGAACCCCGGUCAAUCGCAUUCCCAUCAUGGCCAAGCAGGUCCUGGAUCUGUACAUGCUCUACAAGCUGGUAACGGAGAAAGGCGGCCUUGUGGAGGUUAUCAACAAGAAGAUCUGGAGAGAAAUCACCAAGGGACUCAACCUGCCCACAUCCAUCACCAGCGCUGCUUUCACUCUGCGCACACAGUACAUGAAAUACCUGUACCCGUACGAGUGCGAGAGGAAAGGCCUCAGCUCCCCGGGCGAGCUGCAAGCCGCCAUCGACAGUAACCGACGCGAGGGCCGUCGUCCCAGCUACAGCAGCAGCCUCUUCCGCUUCUCGCCUUCUCCAAGCACGGCUCCCCACAUCCUCUCACCUCCCAAGAUGCAUCUGGCAGGCCUUGGCGCCGGGACCUCGGUCGCCCUCAAUGGCCUGCAGGCUUCUCCAGGUCCCUCUCUGAAGAAAGAAGACCUGACCCCUGCGAUCAUGGCUUCAAGACCUCCUCUUGCGCUGUCUCUGGGUCAGCAGCAGGUGGCCGGUUUGGCGAGAGCCGCCACCCUGGAGCAGCUCAGAGAAAAACUGGAGACCAGCGGGGGAGGAGAGGGGCCGGAGCGAAAGAUGGCCCGCCUGGCAGAGGAGCAGCAGCGCCUCAUGCAGCAGGCUUUCCAACAUAACCUGCUGGCCAUGGCAUCCCAGAUGCCCAUGAAUCUGCGCUUGGGAGCCCCCACCAUCACCACCAGAGCGCAUCAUAUUCCUGGCUACACAUCCAGACAGACAUCUCCAAAGAAGUUGCAGUCAAAAGAUGAGAAGCAGCAGGAUAUGUCUCUUAGCAUCUCCACCAAUGGGAAUGCCAGCAUCACUGUAUCUGUGGAGGUUAACGGCACAAUCUACUCUGGAACCCUGUUUGCCCAGAAGUCCGGCGGGGCACCAGGGCCUGUUGUUGCUGCUAGUGCCGCCUCAUCAUCCCCUGCUGGACCCAGCUCAAGCUUUGGCUUCUCUGCUCCCCAGGCCCAGACCCUCAGCCCCACACCUUCCUCMACCUCCUCCUCCAAGGGCUCCGGCUCCGCCGAGCUGGCGCCCAGCGGUUCCCCCUAACUCGAGCUUUCCUUUGUACCCGCUCCCUAGGCCGCUGCUCCACGGCAAGGCCCCAGCAUGAAUAUACAGUACAAUGAGAAACCGAUAAGAAUAAGAAACUGUUGCACAACAAAUACCUCAACAACCCUGUCAACCUUUUGGCUGUCCAAUCAUGAACAUAGAGCCCCAGAAUAUCACAUAAAACCCACUUCUCUGCGUUAAAGUCAUCACACGCAUAGAUAUACACAAAUCAAAACACACAUUAUACACACUCAUACACUUGUUAAUCCUAGUGUACAUGCUAAACACAAUCAGCUCAGCCAAAACCCACUGACAGGCGUAUUCACAACUGAACUUGAAAAGUUUUAUUUUAGGACAUUUUGUUGGUUUUGUUGCCAUUUUGUUGUCUUUUUGAUUUUUUUUUUUUUGUUUUGUUUAGAAUGAUUUUUGUUUUCAGUUUUUUCUCUUUUUACAUACCUCAAAUCAAGUAACCUGCAGUGGUGUCUUUACCUCAGGAGCUGUAGAAUAUUUAACCUGAAUCAACUUUAUUUUUGUAUUCUGUUUAAACUUGUUGCAAUCAGGGGAAGUCGGGUAUCUCUCACCAACAGAACCUCAUGUACAGCGCACUCACCUCACAGCAAUAGGCCUCCAGCCCAGGCCACUCAGGUCUGUGACACACUGUAGCCUCGUGUUGAACUCAGACUGGUGAAUGAUAAAGAUGAUGCUGUAGAUCAGCAGAUUAAAUACCUCAUUUCACAACUACCCUCAGUAAAAGACCUUUACGAAGGUUGGAAGCACUAACCUAUACAGGAGCAUCUCAGUAAAUUCAAGUAUCUUUAAAAAUGUAAUUUAAUUCAAGAAGGGAAAUCCCCCGCCUCAGCGUUAUGCAUUUCAAGUGUUUGUAUCUGUUAUGGCUUUCAGCAAAUGCCAAAAAAAAAAACAUAUUUCAGUUUCUCAGAAAAAAAAAAAGAAAAAAAAGUAUUGCAUGUACAAAUAUAGACCUACCGAAAAAUAUGUCCACUCAAUACCUAGUUGAAACUCCUUUCGCAUGAAUUACUCCCAUCAAUGCGACCUGACAGGGAGGUGAUCAGCCUGCGGCUUGGCUGCUCUCCAUUAUUGGCUCCGGUGUCUCUCAUCUUUUACGUAACGGCACCCCGGAGGGUCUCAGUGGAGUUCAGGUCAGGCCGGUUUGCUGGCCAGUCGAACGCAGUGAUGCCGUGUUCAUUAAGGCACAUACUGGUACUUUUAACAAUGUGAAAAGGUGCCAAGUCCUGCCAAGCUAAAAUGUUUUGGUAGAUGGCUUGUUCAUGUCCUGAAUAAGUCUUUGUGUGUCGGUGGAUCUUACAGCCCUGACCAAGGCUGUAGUUCCCCAAGCUCUUAAAUUGACUUUUUUUUCCCCCUUACUUCUGAUCUUCCCUAUGCUUAACCUUAUACUGAAAUUAUGAGAUYAUGCCAGCUUCUUUACCAAGAGCUUUUGUGGCUUACUUUCAUCCCCAAAAGGUUUUGUAAUAGGCUUACAAAACGUAUUAUUAUUAGUCUAGUUUCUAGUGCAAAUACAUUUAGUGUAUUUGAAAUGAGAUAAAGCUAAGUUACCAGUAAUUUUUCAUCAAAAUGUUGGAGUUGAUUUAAGUAAAUGAUUCCUUUAUAUUCAUAUAAAAAUCCUGUUUUCACUGGUAGAUUAUUUCACUUAUAAUGAGACAUUUUUCCCUUGCUAUAAGUGAAAUWAUCUGCAUGUGGAACUAAUAAUUUAUUAUCAGUAUUAAGUAAUUAUUUACUUAAAACAAGCCAUGUGUCUUGAUGAAAAGUUACUUUUAAGUCCUCUGCACUAAAAAGCUAUAGAAUUUAUUUAACAUUCUAAUUAUCUGAGGAACUGAAUUUUUGGGUUUCAUCCCUGCCACAAUCAUCAAAACUAACAGAAGUCAAUACUUGAAAUAUAUUGAUUCUUUGUGUAAGAAAUCUACAUAAUAUAACUUUAACUUUUUGAAUUGAGGCGCUGAAAUAAAUGAACUUUUUGAAAAUAUUUCUGUCUAUUGAGAUGCACUUUUAGUCCAGUUGCUCACAGGCCUGUUUUUUUUUUUUAACGACUUAACGCACAAAGUUUGGGGGGGGAACAGCAGCUCUUGUCCACCAACAAGCCCAGUAGACCCUGAGCCCCCUGUCUCUAAUCAGACCUACUGUGGCAUUCCAAACCCAGCUACACGGUCCCAUUUUGUCAUCCCCCAACCCCGUAUUUUGGUUUGCAUCCUUCCACCUGAAUGUCCAGUAGGACGGCGUCUUCAUCCAGUAAGUAGUUCCCAGACCUCACACUGGCCUCUCUCUUCUGGAGGGCAUCUCUCUCAGGAAGCAAAGUGACAACCGCAAGGAAUCACUGAUAAUUUAAAGAAGAUUCAUUCGUGAAGAAUGCACAAGACUACGUGACUGUUUCARAAAAAAAAAAAAAAAAAAAAAA